Messenger RNA from Saccharomycopsis crataegensis, 1140 nucleotides. RefSeq names its product deoxyhypusine synthase (gene DYS1). Bases 1 to 1140 code for a protein of 379 amino acids. The transcript has a single exon. Gene Ontology annotation, molecular function: deoxyhypusine synthase activity. Gene Ontology annotation, biological process: peptidyl-hypusine biosynthetic process. NCBI's taxonomy places the organism in Eukaryota, Fungi, Ascomycota, Saccharomycetes, Ascoideales, Saccharomycopsidaceae. The record is from RefSeq and is a predicted model, not a curated record. Gene Ontology annotation, cellular component: cytoplasm.
AUGUCUGAAACCAAUAAAGAUAUUCCAAACUUGGCAGCCGGUGCUGUGCUUGUGAAAUCUGUCCCGGUUCCGGAGGAUUUUGAGGAAUGUAAAGGGAUCGAUUACUCUAAAGAUUCUUCAUAUGACAUCUCCGCCUCAGAACUUGUUGCCAACAUGAAAACCAUGGGUUUCCAAGGGUCUGCUUUGGGAAGAGCCUGUGAAAUCAUCAACAAAAUGCGCUCCUGGAGGGGUAAGCACAAGUCAGAACUCGAAGAUCAUGAAAUCAAAGGCAGUUUUGACGAUAAUGGAUACCAAAAGACUACCAUCUUUUUAGGAUACACUUCUAAUUUGAUUUCUUCUGGUUUGAGAGAAACUAUUAGAUUCUUAGUGCAACACAACUUUGUCAGUGCCCUUGUUUCUAGUGCUGGUGGUAUUGAAGAAGAUCUUAUUAAAUGUCUUGCCCCAACCUAUUUGGGUGACUUUGCCCUUCCAGGUGCCAAACUUAGAGCCGAAGGGAUGAACAGAAUUGGUAAUUUGUUGGUUCCAAAUGACAACUACUGUAAAUUCGAGGAAUGGAUCGUUCCUAUUUUGGAUACCAUGUUGGAAGAACAAGAAGCCGCUGCUGCAAAGGCUAAGGAUAGUCCUUUUGAUUCUGAUUCAUUUGUUUGGACCCCUUCAACAUUUAUUGACAGAUUGGGAAAGGAAAUCAAUGACGAAUCCUCAGUUCUUUAUUGGGCUCACAAAAAUAAGAUCCCUGUGUUCUGUCCAUCAUUGACCGAUGGUUCCAUCGGGGACAUGUUGUUCUUCCACACUUUUAAAGCCUCUCCAAAACAACUUCGUGUUGAUUUGGUCGCCGAUAUCAGAAAGAUCAAUUCCUUAUCCAUGGAAGCCUCUCAUGCUGGUAUGAUAAUCUUGGGUGGUGGUUUAAUUAAGCACCAUAUUGCUAAUGCUUGUCUCAUGAGAAAUGGUGCUGAUUUCGCUGUUUACAUCAAUACUGGUCAAGAAUUUGAUGGUUGUGAUGCUGGUGCCAGACCUGACGAAGCUGUCUCUUGGGGUAAGAUUAAGGCUGAAGCUCCAAGCGUCAAGGUUUAUGCUGAUGCCACCUUGGUCUUCCCAUUGAUUGUCGGUGCCACUUUUGCUAAAGAAAGACCAGCCAAAUAA